GCGCCCGUGUGAGGAGCCGCCGCCGCCGCCGUGUCGCCGUGUCCCCCUGCCGUGCCGUGCCGUGCCGUGCCCUGGCCGCUCCCCGCGUCCCCCCGACACCGCCACCGGGCGUGCGCGGGAGCCCGGGCGCGGCGGCUGCGCGUCCGUCCCAGAAAUAAUGAGGAUAUCGGGCCCCCAUGUCGGACCACUGUGACGAGAGGGCGACGAUGAUUGCGGCCGGCGACCUGCAGGAGUUCGCGCCCCGCGGCCGCGAGCAGUGCCGGCGGCACCCCAGCGCCCUCAGCCUCCAGCUGCGCCGGCUGCAGCCCGCCUCCGAGCUCUGCUCCUCCGACGGCGCGGCCGGGCUGGUGGGGUCGCUGCGGGAGGUGACGAUCCACGAGCGGCAGCGGGAGAGCUGGCAGUUGAGGAAGGGCGUCGGUGAUGUGGGGGAGGAGGUGGGCUACGACGAGGAGCUGUAUGUGGCCGGCAACGUGGUGAUUUGGAGCAAAGGCAGCAGGAGCCAAGCGUCUGCGGUUUAUAAGGCUUUCACGGUCGACAGCCCCGUGCUGCAGGCCCUGUGGUGUGACUUCACCGUACCCCGGGAGAAAGCUGACACAGCUGAGGGCAGUGCUGAAGCAGUAGAGAAGUGUAUCUGCAUCUUGCAGAAUUCCUGUGUACAGGUGCACAGCAUGGAGGGGAAAGAUUACAUUGCUGCUUUACCUUUCCAAGUUGCAAAUGUCUGGCCAACGAGAUAUGGUUUGUUAUUUGAGCGCAGCAGUUCUUCCCAUGAAGUACCUCCAAGCCCCCCCAGAGAACCUUUGCCGACGAUGUUCAGCAUGCUGCACCCCUUAGAUGAGAUAACACCCCUCAUCUGUAAGUCUGGAGCAGGUGUGCUUGGCUCUACCAGAGUGCAGUACGUGGCUGAUUACACCAUGAGGAUCGUGUUUGUCAACGAUGACCCUUCCAUUGUGAUGACCUAUGACACUGUGCAGAGCUUGCACACCGUCUGGGCCCUCAGGAGGGUGAAGCCAGAGGAGCAGAACACGGUGCUGAAGUUCUCAGAGCAGAUGGGUACGCCACAGCACGCAGCCACCAGCAGCUCUCUGACUGCUCAUCUCAGAAGCAUCUCCAAAGGAGACUCUCCUGUGGGCUCCCCUUUCCAGAACUACUCAUCCAUCCACAGCCAGAGCAGGUCGGCUCUGUCGCCCAGCCUGCAGUCCCGCUCGCCCUCCAUCUCCAACAUGGCUGCUCUGAGCCGCUCUCACUCCCCUGCCCUGGGGGUACACUCUUUCUCAGGAGUGCAGAGGUUCAACUUCUCCAGUAAUACUCAGUCACCAAAGAGGCACAACAUCACCCACUCACCAAACAGCACUUCCAACGAUUCCUUCCUUAUGCCAGAAACAGAACCAAUCGUUCCUGAGCUGUGUAUUGACCAUCUGUGGACAGAAACCCUCACAAGCAUGAGAGAGAAGAAUUCCCAAGCAUCAAAAGUGUUCAUUAGCACGGACCUGUGUGGGCAGAAGUUCUUGUGCUUUCUAGUGGAAUCCCAGCUCCAGCUGAGGUGUGUGAAAUUUCAAGACAGCAAUGACAAGUCACAACUGAUCUUUGGUUCUGUUACCAACAUUCAAGCCAAGGAUGCAGCCCCAGUGCAGGGUAUUGACACGCUGCUGGUUCUGGAGGGCAGUGGGAAUCUAGUGCUUUAUUCUGGAGUGGUUCGGGUGGGGAAGGUUUUUAUUCCUGGGCUGCCUGCUCCAUCCCUGACAAUGUCCAACCAAAUGCCUCGGCCAAGCACUCCCUUGGAUAGUGUCAGCACUCCAUCCAAGCCUUUGAACAAGCACCUGGGGCCUCUAGAGGAGGGUGUGCUUUUGUCACCAGUUCCAGAGCUGAGGGAUUCUGCCAAACUCCAUGACUCAACUUACAUUGAAGACUGUACUUUCCAGCAGCUUGGGACUUUCAUUCACGCCCUGAGAGAUCCUGUCCACAACAGAGUAACCUUAGAGCUCAGCAACAACACGAUGGUUCGGAUCACAAUCCCCGACAUCGCCACUUCGGAACUAGUGAAAAGGUGCCUGCAAGGUGUCAAAGCUAUCCUGCCCAAGGAGGUAGCAGUACAGAUGCUUGUCAAGUGGUACAAUGCUUACAAUGCUCCAGGAGGACCAAGCUACCACUCAGAAUGGAAUUUGUUUGUGACAUGUCUCAUGAACAUGAUGGGUUACAACACAGAGAGACUGUCCUGGACACGUAAUCUUGAUUUUGAAGGAUCACUUUCACCAGUUAUUGCUCCAAAGAAGGCCAGGCCAUCAGAAACGGGGUCAGAUGAAGACUGGGAGUAUCUCCUGAGUUCUGAUUACCAUAGGAAUUUUGAGUCUCACCCUGUUGCCAAAGCUUUGCGACUGGACCCUCUGGAGGUUUUGGCUCCCAAGGACGACUUUGCACAGAGCCUUAGUUUGGAUUCCUCAACCCUGCUUUUCACCCACAUUCCUGCUGUUUUCUUUGUUCUUCACCUCAUCUAUGAAGAGCUCAAACUGAACAGUCUGAUGGGAGAAGGCAUUCGCUGUCUGGUUGUCCUUCUGGUUCAGCUGGCCAGGGACUUAAAGCUUGAAGCUUAUAUAGAUUAUUACUACAGAGACUAUCCAGCCCUUGUAAAAACCUCCAGGCAGACUUGCAUAAUUGAUCAAGUCCAAACAGGUUUCAUGCACCAUCCCUCCUUUUUUUCUGCUGAGCCUCCGAGUAUCUUUCAGUGGCUGAGUUCGUGUCUGAAGGGAGAGGGAGUGCAGCCUUAUCCUUACUUGCCAGGAGUCUGUGAGAGGAGCAAGCUGGUAGUACUGAGCGUGGCUCUGUACAUCCUUGGUGACGAGAGCGCCGUAUCUAACGAAGCCUCCCAUUAUCUGCACAAGAUUACCUCAGGACCACGGAAGCAGCAAAUGGAAGAGGAUGAGGAUCGAGGCAGUUUCAGGUGCAGCACAUCUGUUCCCAGCCUGGCUGAGAAGUUAGUUCUUUGGAUGACUAACGUCGGCUUCACCCUACGAGACCUGGAGUCUCUCCCCUUCGGUGUGGCUCUUCCCAUCAGAGAUGCAAUCUACUACUGCCGGGAGCAGCCAGCCUCAGACUGGCCAGAAGCAGUUUGUCUCCUGAUUGGGCGCCAGGACCUGUCCAAACAGGCUUGUGAAGGGAACCUGCCAAAGGGGAAAUCGGCUGUGGGCCCAGUGCUGUCCUCUGAUAUCCCCUCUGGAACAGAGUCAGAGGAGGAUGAGGAUGGCAUGAACGACAUGAACGAGGAGGUGAUGGCCCUCAUCUGGAGUGAGGACCUGAGGGUGCAGGAGGUCCGCAGGCUCCUGCAGAGCGCCCGUCCCGUCCGUGUCAACGUCGUGCAGAUGCCAGAAGCCAGUGACCAUGAAUACAUAGAGGAGAAAGAAAACAGGCUGUUACAGCUCUGCCAGAGAACCAUGGCACUGCCUGUUGGACGAGGGAUGUUCACCUUGUUCUCCUAUCACCCUGUGCCCACGGAGCAGCUGCCCAUCCCCAAGCUCAACCUGACAGGCCGUGCUCCUCCCAGGAACACCACUGUGGAUCUCAACAGUGGCAACAUCGAUGUGCCUCCCAACAUGGCCUGCUGGGCCAGCUUUCACAACGGGGUGGCUGCUGGCCUGAAGAUAGCCCCUGCCUCGCAGAUAGACUCAGCUUGGAUUGUCUACAACAAGCCCAAGAUUGCUGAACUAGCCAACGAGUAUGCAGGCUUCCUCAUGGCCCUGGGGCUCAACGGGCACCUCACCAAACUUGCCACGCUCAACAUCCACGACUACCUAACAAAGGGCCAUGAGAUGACAAGUAUUGGGCUGUUGCUGGGUGUUUCUGCAGCCAAGCUGGGCACAAUGGACAUGGCCACCACACGCCUCCUGAGCAUCCACAUCCCUGCCCUCCUGCCACCCACUUCCACGGAGCUGGAUGUGCCCCACAACGUGCAGGUGGCUGCUGUCAUAGGAAUAGGCCUUGUAUAUCAGGGCACUGCUCACAGGCACACAGCUGAGGUUCUGCUGGCUGAAAUAGGACGUCCCCCUGGCCCAGAAAUGGAGUACUGCACAGACAGAGAGUCCUAUUCCCUUGCAUCUGGGCUGGCCUUAGGCAUGGUUUGUCUGGGGCAUGGCAGCAAUUUGAUAGGCAUGUCAGACCUCAACGUUCCCGAGCAGCUUUACCAGUACAUGGUGGGAGGGCACAGGCGGUUCCAAGCAGGGAUGCACAGAGAGAAGCACAAGUCUCCCAGCUAUCAAAUCAAGGAGGGAGACACCAUAAAUGUGGAUGUUACCUGCCCAGGUGCCACACUUGCACUGGCUAUGAUCUACCUGAAGACUAAUAACAGAUCCAUUGCUGACUGGCUUCAAGCACCAGACACCAUGUAUUUGCUGGACUUUGUAAAACCAGAGUUCCUUCUAUUGAGGACCUUGGCUCGAUGCCUGAUUUUGUGGGAUGAAAUCCUGCCCAAUUCCAAGUGGGUUAAUAGCAACGUGCCUCAAAUCAUAAGAGAGAACAGCAUAUCUCUUCAUGCAACAGAGCUGCCUUCAUCUGAAGACCUGAGUUUAGAAACACUGGCGCAAGCUCACGUCUACAUCAUUGCUGGGGCCUGCCUGUCGCUGGGAUUCCGCUUUGCUGGUUCAGAAAACAUGGCAGCCUUCAACUGCUUGUACAAAUAUGCAACGGAUUUCCUGAAGUGUCUGUCAGCACCGACAGCUUCAAUAACAGGUCACUAUAACCUGGAAACAUGCCUGAGUGUCUUGCUGCUGUCCCUGGCCAUGGUGAUGGCUGGCUCAGGAAACCUCCAAGUCCUUCAGCUUUGCCGCUUCAUGCACAAGAAGACGGGCGGAGAGAUGAACUACGGCUUCCACCUGGCUCACCACAUGGCCCUGGGGCUCCUUUUCCUGGGAGGAGGAAGGUACUCACUGAGCACUUCAAACUCCUCAAUUGCUGCUCUCCUGUGUGCCCUGUACCCUCACUUCCCUGUUCACAGCACGGACAAUCGCUACCACCUGCAGGCCCUGCGUCACCUGUACGUGCUGGCAGCAGAACCCAGGCUCCUGACGCCCGUCGACGUGGAUUCCAACAGCCCGUGUUACGCGCUGAUCGAGGUGACCUACAAGGGCACACAGUGGUAUGCAGAAGCCACCGAGGAGCUGAUGGCACCCACGCUUCUUCCAGAGCUUCACUUACUGAAGCAGAUCAGAGUGAAGGGGCCACGGUACUGGGAGUUGGUGAUAGAUUUAAGCAAGGGAACGAAUCAUCUGAAAUCAAUUCUUUCAAAGGGUGGUGUCCUGUACGUGAAGCUGAGGGCUGGGCAGCUCUCCUACAAGGAGGACCCAAUGGGCUGGCGCAGUCUCCUGGCACAAACUGUUACUCACAGGAACUCUGAAGCUCGAGCAUUCAAGCCAGAAGCAAUUUCAGCCUUCACUUCUGACCCUGCUCUCUUCUCCUUCGCCGAUUAUUUCUGCAAGCCAGCUGUGAGCAUGGGCCAGAAGCAGGAAAUCCUGGAUCUCUUCUCCUCAAUCCUCUAUGAGUGCGUCACCCAGGAGAACCCAGAGAUGCUGCCCACCUACAUAGCCAUAGAUCAGGCUGUGAGGAGGUUGGAACGCAGAGAGAUGUCCGAGACCUUUGAGCUGUGGCAGAUCAAGCUGGUGCUGGAAUUCUUCAGCUCCAGAAGUCACCAGGAGAGGAUGAGCAGGAAUCCAAACCGAGGGCUCUUCAUGAACUCGGAGUUCCUGCCUGUGAUGAAGUGCACCAUAGACAACACUUUGGAUCAGUGGCUUCAAGCUGGAGGGGAUGUGUGCCUGCACUCCUACCUGAGUGGGCAGCCCACGGAGGAAUCUCAGCUGAGCAUGCUGGCUUGCUUCCUUGUUUACCACUCUGUCCCCACACCAGCUCAGCUGGCAGCUGGAGGCUUGGAAGGAAGCACAAACUUCUCGGAGCUGCUGCUGAAGUUCAAGCAGCUGAACAUGCCCGUGCGUGCGUUGCUGAGGCUCGCUCCUCUGCUGCUUCAGAACCCUCAGUCCAUGGUGCUGUAGGUCCUGGCACUCCUGCUGCUGCUGGUCACUGAAGGCCAGAGCCAGCUGGGGCUUGUUCCAUGCUUUGUAAAACCCUGCAGGUAAAAUGUACUUGACUUUUGUAACUUCUCCAGCCAACUUCAGCCGUGUCCCUGGCUGUGGCUGCCGUGGGCAGGAGUUGUUUGUAAACUGUUACAGGCAGUUGAAGAGGCACUGUAAAAGUGAACUGAUAAUAAAUUUACUUUUGUAACUAAG
Molecule: messenger RNA, 6263 nt
Organism: Colius striatus (speckled mousebird)
Lineage: Eukaryota; Metazoa; Chordata; Aves; Coliiformes; Coliidae
Gene: ANAPC1
Product: anaphase promoting complex subunit 1
Exons: 47
Coding region: 177-6029 (1950 amino acids)
Biological process (GO): protein K11-linked ubiquitination; anaphase-promoting complex-dependent catabolic process; metaphase/anaphase transition of mitotic cell cycle
Cellular component (GO): anaphase-promoting complex
Molecular function (GO): molecular adaptor activity
Source: RefSeq, a predicted model, not a curated record